Messenger RNA from Anopheles merus, 1456 nucleotides. RefSeq lists its product as uncharacterized. The record is from RefSeq and is a predicted model, not a curated record. Gene Ontology annotation, molecular function: olfactory receptor activity; odorant binding. The transcript is spliced from 3 exons. NCBI's taxonomy places the organism in Eukaryota, Metazoa, Arthropoda, Insecta, Diptera, Culicidae. Gene Ontology annotation, cellular component: plasma membrane. Gene Ontology annotation, biological process: detection of chemical stimulus involved in sensory perception of smell; sensory perception of smell. Bases 1 to 1386 code for a protein of 461 amino acids.
AUGGAGGGAUGUUGCGACAUGGAGGUUCUUAGUAGUGGAGCUUCGUUAUCCUCUUCUGGUAUCAAACAUCACAUCAACAUCGUGCCGUGCAAGUUUUCCAUCAAGUAUCAUUUUGCGACCAAACGAUCAGUGCGCGCUCAGUUGACCGUGAGCGUACGAACGAUGCAGACUGUUGGCGUGCUGUCGCGCAUCAGGCGUGCCCUGGGGCGCCUUUACGUGGAGCGUGAUUUUUUCCGCCCCUACGAGAUACUGCUCGCUCUGCCGGGCUUUCAUCUGGUGGAAGAGUUUCGGACGAGUAGCUGGAAGCGGGCGCUGUUCCUGCUGUCGCGCACGGUGCAGCUGCUUCAGUACGCCCUGUGGGCCGAUCGGUUCUAUCUGGCGCUGUUGGAUCCGUCCAGCCCGCCCGGAAAGGCCCUGCACUACGGCAACACGUUCGGCGUGCUGACGAUGAUGCUGGUCCGCAUGCUGGUGGUGCGCUGGUAUCUGCCGCACGUGCGCCAGCUGAUGGAGUAUCUGCGCAGACAGCGUGGUCGCAUCGAGCCGGCACCCGAUACGCACCGGCUGUCCUAUCGCCGGAUCGUCAACAUAGCCAUCACCUUCCAGCUGAUCGGGCUGGCGGAUCGGCUAGUGGCGGGGUUCUCGCGGACGUACCGGCAGGAGCUGUACGAGGUACCGGCGAAUCUAGCCGAGCUCCAGUGGCCGAUAGUGGUGGCGGUGCACGUACUUUCGUUUGACUUUGCGAGCCGCUGGGGCGCCGCGUACAACGUGUCGCUGACGGGCAUGAACUCGAUCAUGAUGGGACUGUACGAUGAGCUGACGAGCAUCGCGCAGGAGUACGGUCGACUGCUGGCGAAGGGGCAGAACGGUCAAGCGGACAGCUGGACGUCCUUUGAGCGUAACACGGCGCGCGCGGUUCGGCGGCACGAGACGUUCCUGUGGCAGCUGGGACAGUUGAAACCGUUCCUGCAGACCACGUUCCUGGUGAUGUUCUACUCCGCGGCGCUAUUUCUCGCCAUCGGCACCUUCAUGAUCUCGGCCAACGGGACGACGACGUACGGUGUCAUUCUGAGCGGGUUCCUGUUUGCAAUGUUGCUCGAGUGCUACUGGUGUUGUCAGCUGGUCGAUCGGCUCAAUGAAGUGAACACACAAAUUGGAAUUCUGCUCUACAGCCUGGACUGGCCGGUGGAGCUGCAGUAUACAAAGGCGACCGCAAGCCGCUAUCGGCAGGCCCGCUCCUCGCUGCUGAUCAUGAUGAGUAAGACGCAGAAGUCGCUUGGCAUUCGGUGCGGCGGCAUGUUCGAGAUGUCUAGUGAAGCGUUCGCCAGCCUUGUGAAGCUAACCUACACCAUGCUGAUGUUUUUGCGCGACACACAAAAGCUGAAUUAAGACCCUCGUUGUUGCACCAGCAAUGCAAUGUUCCCUUAGCAUGCCAAGUUGUUGCUUUUUCGAUCAAUAA